AAACAACCAUGCCUCGAGUGUUGCCCCGGUAUUCCUUUUCAAAGUUUCAAAAUCAUUUCGCUUUCAAAAUAUCAUUACGCUAAAUCUAAAGAAAUCCAUUACAGCUUCUAUUCUUUCUUUUUGGUAUGUUUUUAGCUUUGUAAUUUUGUAAUUGUUUAUAAUGAAGUUUUGAAAGCUUUGUUCUGUACUGUGCGGCCGGCAAUUGUUGUGUGAGUUUAGGGAGAGAGAUACGAGUUUGAUCGAAACUACAAAGAGAGAAAAUGAACGUGGUGGGAAAACAUAUGUCGAGAUCUAAUACGACGACGCAUCACCACCGUCAGUACUCUGACAACGUCCUUGACUCAUCCUUCAAUGCGAAAUGGCUUCAAUCUUCAACCGUUACUCCUUCACAGGAGUGUGGUUUAUACGGAGGAAGAGUGAGCAGAAAGUCGCUGGACACAAUGGCGCCGCCGCCGCUUUCUACGCGGUCUACGAGUCUCGGGAGGACUUGGGAUGACUACGUGUCGCACGGUGAGCUCAGCCCUGGCUUGCUGGAUCUACACUCCUUUGAUACUGAACUUUUACCAGAGGUGCUGGCUACCCAAGUAAAUGAAGGAAACUGCCUCCAUCAGCCAAUUUAUGGUAUAAGUUUGGGUGACUCUGAACCAAAUUUCUCUACAAGCAAGAUUGCAAAUAGAUCACAAGGUGUUUCUGAGAAUAGCCUUCUUAAAAGUUUCUCUGCAGAUAAAGAAAGAUCCAACAAUGUUGCUAAGAUUAAAGUUGUGGUGCGGAAGAGACCAUUAAAUAAAAAGGAAAUAGCUAAGAAAGAGGAAGACAUCAUUACCAUAGAACCACAUUCCAAUUCUCUCGUGGUUCAUGAAACAAAACUGAAGGUUGACUUGACAGAGUAUGUAGAGAAACAUGAAUUUCUUUUUGAUGCUGUGCUGAAUGAAAAUGUUUCAAAUGGUGAGGUAUAUUCUGAGACAGUGGAACCCAUUGUCCCUCUAAUUUUCCAACGAACAAAAGCAGCUUGUUUUGCAUAUGGGCAAACUGGGAGUGGAAAGACUUACACUAUGCAACCACUUCCGCUUAAAGCAUCCCAAGAUAUUCUAAGAUUAAUGCACCAGACACAUUGGAACCAAGGAUUCCAAUUGCAUGUCAGCUUCUUUGAGAUUUAUGGUGGGAAAGUUUUUGAUCUCCUGAAUGAUCGAAAGAAGCUCUGCAUGAGGGAGGAUGGGAAGCAGCAGGUGUGCAUAGUGGGUUUGCAAGAAUACAGAGUAUCACAUGUUGAGACUAUUAGGGAGUUGAUUGAGAAGGGCAAUGCCACAAGAAGCACCGGCACCACUGGUGCAAACGAGGAGUCCUCCCGUUCACAUGCUAUACUUCAGCUUGCCAUCAAAAGAUCAGCUGACAGCAGUGAAUCAAAGCCUGCCCGACUAGUAGGAAAAUUGUCUUUCAUAGAUCUUGCUGGAAGUGAGCGAGGAGCUGAUACUACUGAUAACGAUAAACAGACAAGAAUGGAAGGUGCAGAAAUAAAUAAAAGUUUGCUUGCUUUGAAAGAAUGCAUUAGAGCUCUGGACAAUGACCAGGGUCACAUACCUUUUAGAGGGAGUAAACUGACUGAAGUUCUCAGAGAUUCAUUUAUUGGUGAUUCACGCACUGUAAUGAUAUCAUGUAUCUCACCAAACUCUGGUUCAUGCGAACAUACUCUCAACACACUGCGAUAUGCUGACAGGGUGAAGAGUCUCUCCAAAGGGAACAGCUCCAGAAGGGAUGCACUAUCUUCAUCUUCAAAUCUUAGAGAAUCCACUGCAUUGCCCUUAUAUUCAGCUUUACCUACUAAAUUAUUAUCUGAUGACAAUGUAACUGAUCUUCCCAGUGAAAAGAACAGAUUUGGGUGGGCCAAACAGAUUGACCGAGAACCAUCCCCACAUUCUAAUUUGGAUCGUGUUCCUAGUGGAAGGGCAGAGGGAAAUUUUCCUCCAUCUGUACAUUCAGAUUAUUACAAGUCUAAAGGAGGUGAUCAAUACAAUAUUGCUGAAGAUGAUUAUGAUUACUCUGAAGAGACAUAUGAACAAGAGAAAUCAUCAUAUAAUAAGACGUUUGAGAAUAACCAAACUUUAGCUUUGGAAGAGAGGUGGAAAACUGAUGCUGUGAAGAAGAGGAGGGAUUCUUUAGCCUUUGAGGCAAACAACUCUCAUUCAGACAAUGAUCUUAAUGCCUUGUUGAAGGAAGAGGAAGAUCUUGUGUCUGCUCAUCGUAAACAAGUGGAGGAGACUAUAGAUAUAGUUCGGGAGGAGAUGAAUUUGCUAGUUGAAGCGGACCAACCAGGAAAUCAACUAGAUGUUUAUGUCUCUAAAUUAAACGCCAUACUUUCACAAAAGGCUGCAGGAAUUCUGCAACUGCAAACCCGAUUGGCACAGUUUCAAAAGCAUCUGAAUGAAUAUAAUGUUUUGGUAUCUUCUUUAGGUGACUGAUUUAUGAAAACCCUAGAUUAUGUCAAUUGACCAAUUGGAAGUGCAAUAUGGUGGGAAGUUGAGAUGAGGAAUGGAUUUCUUUUCUUGUGGAUUUCUCCUUGUCACAUGUGGAAUGUUGACGUCUGCAGUGGAUGUUUGGAUUGAAUUAUUUUUUUCUUUUGAUCCACAUUACUGUUACCUCAAGUCAUUUGCUAUCUUGACUUGUGAGGUAAACAAUAUAUAAAUGCGUUUGCAGAUUGGCAUCUCUUUGUAAAAGCUCAGCCGCAAUGUAAUUUUUAAUCUUGGGUGAUGUUUUCUUUCCAUAAUAGGCUUUGUCCUUGAGCCAUGCCUAAACUUCUUGAUGCAUUAGUUUGAUGUUUAUACAAACUGCUGCUCUGUAUAUUUAAGAAACAAAGCUCAUUUCUUGUGCGGUUCUUUCA
Messenger RNA from Mangifera indica (mango), 2875 nucleotides. Its product is annotated as kinesin-like protein KIN-13B. Gene Ontology annotation, molecular function: microtubule binding; ATP binding; microtubule motor activity. The transcript is spliced from 12 exons. Gene Ontology annotation, biological process: microtubule-based movement. Bases 261 to 2456 code for a protein of 731 amino acids. NCBI's taxonomy places the organism in Eukaryota, Viridiplantae, Streptophyta, Magnoliopsida, Sapindales, Anacardiaceae. The record is from RefSeq and is a predicted model, not a curated record.